Diplodia corticola is the source of this 1134-nucleotide messenger RNA. Its product is annotated as zinc finger ring-type protein. The coding region runs from base 1 to 1134 and encodes 377 amino acids. The transcript has 2 exons. Lineage: Eukaryota; Fungi; Ascomycota; Dothideomycetes; Botryosphaeriales; Botryosphaeriaceae. The record is from RefSeq and is a predicted model, not a curated record.
AUGUCGGGCAGUCCGUUCGCUACCAACAACCAGUCCUCUCGCCAGCAGCCCCCAGGCCUCUUGCGCGAACACUCUUCAUGGUCCUGGCCCGAUGCCAUCCCCGACACUCGCUCGCUGCCCGCCCGCCAGGACGCCGUCCAGCACUUGACCCUGCCGCCCAUGCACACCCAUUACGACCUCGACUCCGACCUCGACAACUCCACCUACGCCUCGCAACCCAGCCGCUCCAAUUUCCUCGCCCAGGUCCUGAAUCGUGGAGACGACGGUGCAGCUACCCAGCGAACCGCCAGUCGCCAUCUCCACGCGCCGUACAGUCUUCCUCGCCCACCACAAUCGCCACUUUCCCACUAUCCUCCGCGGAUGCCCUCACCGCAGUCUGGUCGGAACCACGGUUACGUCGACCUCACGCGCGAGCAGACCCCGCCCAUCAGCCAGGAACGUUCUACUCUCCGCACCCUCCACUCCCGUCAGCAACCCACCGCCGAAAGUCCAACCUCGACCAACUCGCCCACCUCUCCCAUGCCGCCUCGCAGCCAUCGCAAGCGUGAGGCCACCUCGCCUCUCUUCGUCCCCCUCAGUCCAUCCCCAAAACGAGCCAGGCGAAACGACGGGAGCAGCAGCAGCACAGCAGGCGGCGGACGAGGCAGCGGGCCGAGCAACGCCACGGCCCGGAACGAGGUCGAGGAAAUCGAGCGGAUAGACCUGAUAGACGACGACACACCUCUGGCGGAAGCGCUGCAGAAGCAACGCGCGGAGCAAGUAAAGGCCCAGCAGAAGUCGCAAAACGGCGCCGACGCGCCAACGACCCUUACGAGCAUCACCUGCGUCAUCUGCAUGGACACGCCCACCGACCUCACGGCGACUGCAUGCGGCCACGUCUUCUGCCACGCCUGUCUCAUGGAGGCCCUCAUAGCCGGCGAGCAACGCGCCGGCCCGGGCGAACCCAAGCGCUCGCAGUGUCCCGUCUGCCGCAAAGCGCUGUCGCGCACCAAGACGGGCGACAUCAUCCCCCUGCUCCUGAUGCAGAGGGGCCUGGCGACGCAGCCGCGCCGUCAGCGAGGAGCGGGAGCAGGAACAGGAGCAGGAGCAGGAACCACCGCCGCCGGCAGCGCCACCAGUUCUGCGUCGGCAUGA